Molecule: messenger RNA, 1257 nt
Organism: Knipowitschia caucasica
Lineage: Eukaryota; Metazoa; Chordata; Actinopteri; Gobiiformes; Gobiidae
Source: the annotation of a GenBank genome assembly
AUGGCCAGAGAAGGACUGCGGACUCUGGUCGUGGCCAAGAAGUCACUUUCUGAAGAGCAGUAUCAGGAUUUUGAGAACCGGUACAACCAGGCCAAGCUGAGCGUCCACGACCGCGGGCUGAAGGUGGCGGCGGUGGUGGAGAGUCUGGAGCGGGAGAUGGAGCUGCUGUGUCUGACCGGAGUGGAGGACCAGCUGCAGACCGACGUCAGGCCCACGCUGGAACUGCUCCGCAACGCAGGCAUCAAGAUUUGGAUGUUGACCGGCGACAAACUGGAGACGGCCACGUGCAUCGCCAAGAGCUCUCACCUGGUGUCCCGCAGCCAGGACAUCCACGUCUUCAAACCCGUGUCGAACCGCGGAGAGGCCCAUCUGGAGCUCAACGCCUUCAGGAGGAAACAUGACUGCGCCCUGGUCAUCUCCGGAGACUCCUUAGAGGUGUGUCUGCGUUACUAUGAGCAUGAGUUUGUGGAGCUGGCGUGUCAGUGUCCGGCCGUGGUGUGCUGCCGCUGCUCUCCCACUCAGAAGGCUCAGAUCGUCACCCUCCUGCAGCAGCACACGGACAACAGGACCUGCGCCAUAGGUGAUGGAGGGAACGACGUGAGCAUGAUCCAAGCGGCGGACUGUGGCAUUGGAAUAGAAGGAAAGGAGGGGAAGCAGGCCUCUCUCGCCGCAGACUUCUCCAUCACUCAGUUCAAACACAUCGGGCGCCUCCUCAUGGUCCACGGCAGGAACAGCUACAAGCGCUCAGCCGCCCUGGGGCAGUUUGUGAUGCACCGUGGCAUGAUCAUCUCCACUAUGCAGGCUGUUUUCUCGUCCAUCUUCUACUUCGCCUCAGUGCCGCUGUACCAGGGCUUCCUCAUGGUCGGCUAUGCCACCAUCUACACCAUGUUCCCAGUGUUCUCGCUGGUCCUGGACCAGGAUGUCAAACCAGAGAUGGCUCUGCUUUACCCAGAGCUGUACAAGGACCUCACCAAGGGACGAUCGUUGUCGUUUAAGACCUUCCUCAUCUGGGUUCUGAUCAGUGUUUACCAAGGUGGAAUCCUCAUGUAUGGCGGCCUGGUGCUGUUUGAGUCCGAGUUCGUGCACGUGGUGGCCAUCUCCUUCACGGCGCUGGUUCUCACGGAGCUCCUGAUGGUGGCGCUCACGGUCCGGACCUGGCACUGGCUCAUGGUCCUGGCUGAGUUCCUGAGUCUGGGCUGCUACCUCGCCUCCCUCGCCUUCCUCAACGAAUACUUUGGUGAGUUCACUGGGGUUUAG